AGGAAAAGGCAAGCAUGUGAGGACUGUACUUUGGAUCUAUGGUUCUCUCUCUCGUACUUAUAUAUCAGUAGCUCUUCCCUGUGUAUCACUUAUCAUUCAAUUCUGCAGAUCACGUUCAACUGCUUAUCUCCAUCUCUCAUGGUUUUGUACUACGACAUUAACCUGGAAGAAAACCUCUGAAACACAAAAAUAUGACACCCCCCAUUCAAAAGAUCCACGUACACUGUCGGCGCCUCUCCUCGGCCACCCUCUACCACCAGCUCCUCCGACUUCACCUCCUCUUUCUCUUUGUCCUCACCUGAAAUCUUGUAUUCUUGGAAGUCUUGACUUGACUUGUCGGUUUAAAGUAAGUUUCAAACUAUCCCCGUACAAGCCGAUUUUAAGGGUUCAAUUCGAUGGAGUCCUCUCUGAUUCUCACUCUUCUCACAGAUGAUCUCCUCUUGAAAAUCAUUUCCCUUUUGAACGAUGAUUUUGAUCGAAAAUCCUUCCGUUCAACCUGUAAGGUCUUCCACCGGGUCGACUCACUCCAUCGGACCCACCUUCGAUUACUCCGCCCAGAGUUCCUCUCGACACUCGUCGUGAAAUUCCCUUGCCUAAACUCUGUCGACCUCUCUGCCUGCCCCCGCAUCGAUGAUGGUACGAUCCCAUUCUUGCUUUCCUCCAUUCAUAGUGUUUCACCCAGUUGGGCUGCGAAGAUAAGACGUUUGAAUCUGAGUCGGUGCUCCGGGUUGAGAUUCCCCGGGCUGCAAAUGAUUGUUAGUUUCUUUGUCAAUUUGGAGAGCGUUGAUGUGUCAUACUGCUGUGGGUUCGGUGACAGGGAGGCGGCGGUGUUGUCGUGUCUCGCAGGCCUGAGGGAACUGAACUUGGACAAGUGCUUGUAUGUUACUGACGUUGGAUUGGCUAAAAUAGUCGUAGGUUGUCCAAAACUGGAGAACCUUAGCCUGAAGUGGUGUUUUGAAGUAACUGAUAUUGGGGUUGAACUUCUGUCCAAGAAAUGCUCUGACUUGAAGCGUUUGGAUAUUUCAUACUUGAAGGUUACGAGUGAGUCUUUACUAGCAGUCGGAAGAAUGGAGAGGUUGGAGGUGUUGGCAAUGGUGGGGUGUAGUUUAGUAAAUGAUAUUGGAUUGCAUUAUCUUGGCAAAGGAUGCCCUUCGCUUCAGGUACUGGAUAUAUCAAGGUGUGACAAACUGAGCUCAUCUGCAUUGGUUUCAGUAAUCAAAGCACAUAGUGGUUUGUUGCAACUUCAUGCUAGCUACUCUUUUUUCGAUAUCCCGGUGACUUUUCUUCACCAGUUUAAGGACCUCAAGAAGCUGCGCACACUUAGAAUUGAUGGGGCUCGAGUUUCUGACUCUAGCUUCCAAAUUAUCAGCGUUAACUGCAAGGCUUUGGUUGAAAUUGGGAUGGGAAAAUGUGGAGGAGUCUCAGAUACGGGCAUUAUUCAGCUAGUAUCUGGCUGUGUUAAUUUGAAGGUAUUCAAUCUGACAUGCUGCAGCGACCUCACUGAUUCGUCAAUACGAGCCAUAGCAGAGUCGUGUCAAGAUCUUUCAUGUCUAAAGUUAGAGUGUUGCAAUUUGCUCAGUCAGAAGAGUCUUGAGUAUCUUGGAUCACAUUGUGUCUUACUCGAGGAGAUUGAUCUUACAGAUUGUUUCGGAAUUAAUGACAUUGGAAUAAGAUAUUUGUCAAAAUGUUCAGAACUUGUAUGCUUGAAACUUGGACUAUGCGCUAACAUUUCAAACAAGGGGCUGUCAUAUAUUGCUUCAAAUUGCCCAAAGAUUCAGGAACUCGAUUUGUACAGAUGUCCUGGAAUCAGCGAUGAUGGAUUAGCUUCUUUGUCGGUUGGUUGCAGAAAAUUGAGAAAGCUAAUCUUGUCUUACUGCAGUGCAGUAACUGAUAGAGGGAUGGAACAUUUAGGCUGUCUAGAACAACUUUCAGACCUAGAAUUGCGUGGUCUUCCAAACGUUACGGGUACUGGUUUGCGAGCAAUUGCAGCUGGAUGCAGGAGACUUGCAGAAUCAAGCUUGCUCUUAGAGCCUGUUGUGUGUGGUGCAAUGUGGAAAAGCAGGAAUGGGUGGUCUGGUACAGUGGGAACCACUGUCUGCACCGAAAUUGAAGGAAAAAGACAGCAUGUUGCGUUGAUAGCAGCUAUUCGUGGUGUGAGAUCUGAUGUUUUAGACGGAGGUUGGUGA
Messenger RNA from Olea europaea var. sylvestris, 2186 nucleotides. RefSeq names its product F-box/LRR-repeat protein 3-like. The coding region runs from base 396 to 2186 and encodes 596 amino acids. The transcript is spliced from 8 exons. Gene Ontology annotation, cellular component: SCF ubiquitin ligase complex. NCBI's taxonomy places the organism in Eukaryota, Viridiplantae, Streptophyta, Magnoliopsida, Lamiales, Oleaceae. The record is from RefSeq and is a predicted model, not a curated record. Gene Ontology annotation, biological process: SCF-dependent proteasomal ubiquitin-dependent protein catabolic process. Gene Ontology annotation, molecular function: protein binding.